Messenger RNA from Ilex paraguariensis (yerba mate), 231 nucleotides. The record is from the annotation of a GenBank genome assembly. Lineage: Eukaryota; Viridiplantae; Streptophyta; Magnoliopsida; Aquifoliales; Aquifoliaceae.
AAUAAGGCUACUCAGAAGCUUUUAGGUGAAGGAGAUGCAAAUGAAUUCAACAAAAAGCUUUUGGAAUCCGUUAAUGCAACCGGGAGAGUGUACAUGACACAUGCUGUGGUUGGGGGAGUGUACGUGAUAAGGCUUGCUGUUGGAGCAACACUUACAGACUAUUGCCAUGUGAUCAAGGCUUGGAAGGAGAUACAAGAGCAUGCACAUAACAUUAAAAAUGAGUUUUUGUGA